Meyerozyma guilliermondii ATCC 6260 is the source of this 2586-nucleotide messenger RNA. RefSeq names its product Snt1p (gene SNT1). Lineage: Eukaryota; Fungi; Ascomycota; Pichiomycetes; Serinales; Debaryomycetaceae. Gene Ontology annotation, cellular component: Set3 complex. The record is from RefSeq and is a predicted model, not a curated record. Bases 1 to 2586 code for a protein of 861 amino acids. Gene Ontology annotation, biological process: regulation of transcription by RNA polymerase II. The transcript has a single exon.
AUGUCCUCUGGCAGAGGCCCGCCGCCGAGGUAUACAGACAGGGGCGACUAUGACUACGGUAAGGCGAAGCGCAAGAGUUUCCACCCUCCUUCGGGUUCCCGGAGAGAUUAUAAAGGGCCCAGCUCCGCAUCUACCGGUCUGUCUUCGCUUCGAGACUCGGUGUCCUCGUCCUCCAACGUCACCAAUCAUCGCUCCCGUUACCAAGGACAGGGCUAUAAUGGUCCUCCUUCAAAUAGAGGCGCUUAUGGGCUGUAUGGACCUUCUCGAGGGUACUCUUCCUACUAUCCCAGCUACGGCUCGUACAACGCAUUUUCAUCUAGAAGAGAACGAGAUUCUUCUGGCGGCCAGGUUUAUGGUCCAAGGAAGCCGCCAAACACUGCUUCUGCAAAUGACCGCUACGACAGCUACCUGACAGAUCAUGGAGAAAAAAAAUGGAGCGGUGGCUACAAUUCCGGUCGUCCUCGCACUCGUAUCCGAGGUUCCUACCUGAACACCGGAAGUAGAAUGGAUAGCCGAGGCGACUACUAUCGCUCAGGCUACUCUGGCUCGUCAUACUCUGGUUCUGCUCCCGGAUCUUCCUACAAUUAUCGCCAUAUAGACCGCUACUGCAGUUUGGACAAAACCGAAAAUGGCUCCAAAUCUCCCAGUGAUAGCGACUCCCGACCCAACACUCCCUCCAACUCUGUGGAGCGCCGCGAGACAUCUCCUGAAUACAACGACGAUGUCCGUGCUGAUGUCAAAGCAGAGCUCGAACCAAGCCGAACAUACAGCGAUAACGAGACACCCGUUAGUACAGAUGACGAAGCUGAUGAUUACGAGCCUCCUGAGCCCAGUGUAGAGAAUGAAGCUAUGAAGAUUGACAAGGAAGACGACUCAGCCAUGUCGGAAAUGCACCGUGAGGCAUUCGAAGCCAUUCGUUCUCGCAAAAUUUCUGCCACACCAGAUCUGGAAUCUUACGAGCCUGAAGAACCAAAGGUGACGGAACAGGAACAGGAGCCAGAACUACAUGUACCACAUGAGCCACGGGAAUCGCAAAAGCUGCAACAUGAACCGGUUUCUGAGCCAGUUUCUGUGUCUUCUGCUCCCGUUUCUGAGCCACAAUUGGAUACCAAAGUUCAACAAAAUAGCGAGACCUCCUCUCAGUUGAAGUUUGGCCCAUUGAACCGCAUACAGACCGAGUACGAAGCUCUUUCUAAAGAGUUUGAGAAAUCGGGAACUGCGAAGAAAAGCGUUGUCGACUUUCGUCAACUUGACUUUUUCGAUUUGAACUUCCACUACUUUAAAUUGCACCGUGACGAAUUAGUGCAUCGCUUACAAUCGAAGAUAAAAGAAACAGAAGAGAAAAAGAUUCUGUUGUGGAAGCUGUACGAAGUCAAGUUCAAGGAAUUCAAUGCAAAGCGCAAGUUUAUGGAUGAACAGCUCCAAAUAUUGCACCCAGAAGACGACGAUUUCAGAAGAGAGUUGGAAUCCAUCGAUACAAGAACCAAGAACGACCAGCAAGAACUUGGUGCUCCUGGCCAUGCAGCACUCUCUCGACGGGGAAGACGCCAUGGAGACUUGGUGACCACAGAAGCAGAGUUCCAGGAGGUGUUGCAAUCACUAGAAAAGCAGCAGAAUCAGGACCCGCUGUUUAAAGCGCGUAAAGGUGCCGCUACAAUACCUGAUAUGGUAUUGGACCCAGAAGAGCGUACGCUAGUGAAGUAUAUGGACUCCAACAAUAUGGUCAAGUCCAAGACGGAAUGGGCAUCUAGAGUCAAGACAGAUUUCAACAACAACUUCAAUUCAAGCGAACACAUUGCCUUCUGUGAAGCCUUUUGUCUUUAUCCGAAGCGCUUUGGUGCUAUUUCUCGACACAUGGGAGGACUUCGAACACCUGAAGAAUGCGUGGUUCACUAUUACAUGACAAAGAAGGCAGUUAACUACAAGCUGUUGGUAGCUCAGUUCAAGAAAAAGAGUAUCAAGAAGGCUGCUCGCAGAGGUAAACCCAAAUCGAGAAAUACAUCACAAUCGUCAACUCCUGUUGGUACCCCUACUGUGGAGAGAGACAUUGAAGAGUACGCUCAAACUAUCACACUUCCAAAUGAAACUUUCGGAGAAGAAAUGUAUACUGAAACGGGAAGACGGAAGCGGGCAGCAGCACCAACUUUUGAAGGUACCAAGAAAAAGGAGACCACCGUUAUUCAGAUCAAGAAAAGAAAAAAGAAAAAGGACGAAGGUCAGCAACCUGAAACAAUGGAUAUGGAAAAUGCUGUUCAGUCUGGAGAGUCGGCAAUUGAACCAUCGCAACCAGCACCAACAAAUAUUGAAACCGAAUCUCACGAGCACGAUAAUUCCAAUGAAACAGACAAGAAAAAGAAUAUCUCGAGUUAUUGGAGUAUUACUGAGGCCAAUGAGUUUCCUCGCUUAUUGUCAAUGUACGGUACCAACUGGAUAGCUAUUGCUGAUACCUUGUCCACCAAAACCGCGACCAUGGUUCGCAACUACUUUAUUCGUAAUGCCGAGAGAAACAACUGGAAUGUGAUUGUGGCCGGUGCAGAUACGAAAGACACUAAGAGUGAAUUGGGUGCUUCGUUCAGCCAGAAUUAA